UAUUGUCGUUGUAAAAACCGACGUUUGUGAUAAUAUAAACUACAGUGCAGAAUAGUACAGUAUUAUUAAAAUUGCUUGUGAAAUACCUACCUUUAUUACGUAGACAGAGAAUCCUACUUUAUUGCGACUUUGCGAGUAACUUAUCUAUUGUUUCUAUCACGUCUGUCAGUGUCAGGUCAGACUGUCAUUCAUUUGUAAUGUUGACGGUUGGAAGGCUGGACGCUUGACGCUAGACGUAAAUAAACACAAACUGUUUGAUAACAAUGAUGUGGUUGUCGUAAUAUUUAUUUUAUGAAUUGACUGAGUGCCUGUUAGUGCCGUAUUUAUAGUGUUUCUCUGAGUGAACAAACUAAUUAAUAUUUGGCUAAAUAGCUAGAUGAAACAUGAAACCGACGAAAAAAACUGAGUCACAAUUUGUGUGCAAACCCCUAGACAGUUACAGAGAAAUAUUGCUGUUUUUGGAAAACCCACCGCCUUGGCGAACCUUGUGUCAAGAAAUGACGCCACACAGUGACUAUUUAAUACGAAAUAUAGAGAUUAAUAAUAAAGAUUCUUGGUCCCUUGAGCGACCGGAAAUAUUCUGUCAUUUCGACCCAGACUUAGAUGAUGUGAAACGAUACGAAUCUAAAAGUUUGCCAAAAACUUUAGUAUGCCAUGAUAUGGCCAAUGGAUAUCACGAUGACUGUGUGAUAGAGGGCACAAAUAAAUUUGAUGCAUACACAUUCUACAACUGGGCAGGCAUUGACAUAUUCUGCUACUUCAGCCACCACCUGAUUACAAUACCUCCGGUGGGAUGGAUCAACGUGGGCCAUGCACAUGGUGUCAAAGUCAUUGGCACCAUCAUCACGGAGUGGGGAGAUGGUAUCACAUUUUGGGACGAAGUGUUGUCUUCAGAGACAAAGUACCAGGAUAUGGCCAGUGCCCUCGUUGCUAUUGCCAAAACCCUUAAGUUUGAUGGGUACCUUCUAAAUGUUGAAAACAAGGUCUCGCAACCGGACACGCUGCUGCAGUUCGUGAAGUACUUGCACCGCAUGUUGCACGCCGAGCUGCCGCACGCCACGCUGCUGUGGUACGACAGCGUCACCGUCUCCGGGACACUCAACUGGCAGAACAAACUUAACGAGAAGAAUAUGGCAUUCUUCGAGGCGUGCGACGGACUGUUCACGAACUACUCGUGGACGAAGGAGGACGUGGCGGCGAGCGUGGCGGCGGCCGGCAGCCGCGUCACCGACCUCUACAUCGGCAUCGACGUCUGGGGACGGAACUUCUUCGGCGGCGGACAGUUUAACACGCAGGAGGCCGUGAAAGUGGUGCACGCGGCGGGCUGCUCGCUGGCGGUGUUCGCGCCGGCCUGGACGCACGAGGCGCUGGGCGCCGAGCACGCCAGCGCCGAGCAGGCGGCCGCCCAGCAGGCGUCCAGCCAGCAGGCGGGCGCCCAGCAUGCAGGCGCCCAGCAGGCAGGCGCCCAGCAGCCGCCCGCGCAGGCGGCGGGCGCAGCCCACGGACCCCGGCCGCGUGGCCAUGGGCGAGGACAUGGAGCUGUACGCCAAGGUGGAGCUGCGCGAGCGCGCGCUGUGGGGCAGCCUGUGGCCGUUCCUCAACACGCGCGUGCCCAACCAGCUGCCCUUCCAGACCUCCUUCUGCAGGGGACUGGGGAAGAAGCGCUACUUGUAUGGCGAGGUGCUGAGCCCCUCGCCGUGGUACAACCUGCGCCACCAGCAGUACCAGCCCAACGCCGCGCACGGCCCGCACGGGUACAUACUGACCCCGCUCGAGAACCUGGCGCACGUCCACCACGCGGUGCAGUACAAGGACAAGAAGGGCAUCAUCCGCAUCCGCAACUCGUUCCAGCAGAGCCGGCACUCGCUGCACGCCAUCAAGGACACGCAGCCCGCCGCCAGCGCCAGCCGCGACGACGUCGACGGCGCCGCGCCCUCCGACACCGACUCCCGGCAGAGCAGGGCGCUGGCGUCCUUGAAGAAUAUGUUCCGGCCGAGAACCUUGCCGAUAGCCAGCGACGAAGGCGGCAGCCCCACGGCCAGCCGCGCCGCGGACGCGCAGCCGGACGCGGGGCCCGCCGACACCAACGCGCUGUCCAUGCUCACCACGUCCGUGAACCUGCGCCUGGGCGCGGCCGACAAGCUGCGCUACGGGCUGGCGCGCGUGCGCGGCGAGCAGCCGUGCCUGGAGCUGUACCUGCGCGACGCCUUCUCGGGCGGCGCGUGCCUGCGCGUCAACCCGUCCGACGAGCUGUGCGCCGAGCACCGCGUGACGCGCCUGCUGCACUGCGACUGGGCGUGCGACGCCGCGCUCAUCUUCUGCGUGGUCACCAAGCGGCUGGCCGCCUUCCCCGACCAGAGCCUCAACGUGAAGCUGUACAUGAAGAACGCGGGCGGCCAGGACCUGGUGGUGGUGCUGACGGGGCGCGAGGUGGCGGCGGGCGGCGCGCUGGGCGCGGGCGCGGCGGGCCUGCACCACGUGUACCCGCUGCCCACGGCCAGCGAGGCCGUGCUGCGCCGCCUGCGCACCUACCUGCUGCUGCAGCAGCCCGGCUUCUACGUGCCCAUCGACAACCUGUUCGGCUGGACCGUGCGGUACUACGAGGUGGAGGUGCCGGGCGCGCGCGUGACGUCGGUGAACCUGCGCACCGCCAUGGAGCAGGGCGGCAUCCUGCUGGGACACUUCGCGGUCUGUCGCAAGCUGAACGCCGAAGGCAGUAGCAACGGCGCAUAGGACGGCGCGGACGGCGCGGACGGCGCGGCUCAUCAAGACACGCGCAUUUCUGACAACUUGCAUGCUACUUAUAGUAACCCAAUAUUUUACGUACUUACAUGUUACACGCGGACGCGGUGUAUAAGUAUAUCAAUUAUACAACGAUAUAAUAAAUAUAUGUUAAUCAUUAUAUUUUAUCCAAACUGUACAAUUAAAUACUUUUCAAUACAAACAA
This is a messenger RNA of Spodoptera frugiperda (fall armyworm), 2947 nucleotides long. RefSeq lists its product as uncharacterized. The record is from RefSeq and is a predicted model, not a curated record. Gene Ontology annotation, biological process: protein deglycosylation. Bases 384 to 2720 code for a protein of 778 amino acids. Gene Ontology annotation, cellular component: cytoplasm. Gene Ontology annotation, molecular function: mannosyl-glycoprotein endo-beta-N-acetylglucosaminidase activity. NCBI's taxonomy places the organism in Eukaryota, Metazoa, Arthropoda, Insecta, Lepidoptera, Noctuidae. The transcript has 9 exons.